This is a messenger RNA of Mus pahari (shrew mouse), 1904 nucleotides long. RefSeq names its product Purkinje cell protein 4 like 1 (gene Pcp4l1). The record is from RefSeq and is a predicted model, not a curated record. Gene Ontology annotation, molecular function: protein binding. The coding region runs from base 264 to 470 and encodes 68 amino acids. The transcript is spliced from 3 exons. Lineage: Eukaryota; Metazoa; Chordata; Mammalia; Rodentia; Muridae.
ACCGCAGCUCACUAUAAAAGGUGGAGCCGGUCAAGGCGCCCGGAGCUGCUGACAGGACCAGGUCAGAAGGGGCUCCCUGAGCAGCAGCUGCGGCCGGAGCGCUUGGGGCAGCAUUAAGCAGCAGUUCUCAGCGUGCACUCUCCCCUCCGAGCCCGCCAGGGCCCCUGCCCCGGAGCCCAGCAACUCUCGGCCGCGGUUCACGCACGCAUCUCUGAGGACCCCUUGCCUCACCUGCGCCCGCCACGCCCCGUCCGGCCGCCGGGAUGAGCGAGCUUAACACCAAAACACCUCCAGCAGCCAACCAGGCAUCUGACCCUGAGGAAAAAGGAAAGCCUGGCAGCAUCAAGAAGGCCGAGGAGGAAGAAGAAAUUGACAUUGACCUGACAGCGCCAGAGACAGAGAAGGCCGCCCUUGCAAUCCAGGGCAAGUUCCGGCGAUUCCAGAAGAGAAAAAAGGAUUCCAGCUCCUGAAUGGCCAGGCCUCCCAUUAACCCUUCUACUUCCUCUCUCCCCCCCCCCCACAGCUCUGACUCUCACGUGUCUCAUUCCUUCAUCCCUCUAGCCUCUCCCCAAGGCAAGCUUAACCUUUCUAUAUUCUUGUCUCAGGCUUUCUUAAGCCGUCACAGUAGUAGAGGCACAAGGAUGCGAAGGUGAAGACUCAAGCUGGUAGUCACUAGGCUAAGGGUGGAUCAGUCCAUCUAGGAGAACAGAAGGUUUUGAGAUGUGAAAUUCUCCCCUUAGCCUAGUGCUAAGGGCAGGAGGGGCAAGCCCUCAGAGUGCAGAGCCUCGAGGUGGGGCACAUGUAGGCUUCUGCCAGUUGCACCAUUAGCACUUCAGGUAACACUUUCAGCUCCUUCUGCACACCCCCUCCCAUCUCCCGUGAUUCAGCCCCAGUGCAGCUGCACUUUCUCCUGGGCCAACCUACAUCCAGGAGCUUGUAAAAUGUGGGGUGCAUGCCUUUAGUGUCCCAGACCUUGGAAGGCAGAGGCAGGUGGAUCUCUCGAUGUUCAAGCCAGCCUGGUUGACAUCAUGAGUCCCAGGUUAGCCAAGGCUAUAGAGAGCCUGUCUCAAAACAAAACAAAACCCAAAAAACCUGCCCGUGCAAAAAUAUAAAUAAAUAAAUAAAUAAAUAAAUAAAUAAAUAAAUAAAUAAAUAAAUAAAUAAAUAAGGCAGCUUAAUACAUUAGUGCAUGCUGAGUAGAUUCCUCCCAAGGAAAGAAAACGGGCUGGUAGAGGCAAGGAAGAGCUUCCUUCACCAUCCAGACUGAGGUCAGAAAAGCCGGAGAUAGCAGAAGGUUCAGGGACUACAUACAGACCGGGAAAUGAAAACUGAGAAACGUUUAGGAAGGAAAGAAAAACAGAGACGGUCAAGAUGUCUGAAGCAACACACGAUUGUUGUUAACUAAAUACUCCACGGAGGGGCUCUCUGGCCUUUGCUAACCUGCCUACCUCUUUACCCACCCCCAUCUCUAGUCAUCCCUAGAGCCAUGUGAACCAAGUGACACCUCUAUAGUUCUCAGCCACCCCACUGUGGAGUCAGGGCAAAUGUGGCCACUGUAUGUGACUUUAGCAUGUUUAAUAAUGAUGACAAUAAAAAAAGCCCUUAAAUAGGGGCAUUGAACCUCUACUAGUGGUUUGUGUGGGUACCUCUAGUAGUAGCAUGAGUGUGUAUAUGUGUGUGUGUGUGUGUGUGUGUGUGUGUGCACGUGCGUUUCCCACCUCGGGCUGAACAUGUAAGCCUACACUGGCCCAGGGAGGGUGGUAGAGAAACCACAUAGAUUACAUGGUGGUACAGGAAACUAAUACGGCCUGAGAACAUUCCUGCUGAAGCUAAGCCUGUCUGCCUCCUCCUGCCCUUGCCCUCACCUUGAUUCACCGCCCACACUGUGUCUCUCUGCUGCUGUC